AUGAUUUCUGGACGAGGUGGUGCGGGAGCGCGGGCUGGCCGCAUCCGCCCGCCUCGUCGCAUUGUUCGUCCGAAUGCCGCGGGGGAAGGAUCCGAUUUUGAAGACUGUUGGAACAUGCUCAAAGAAGCUUUGCGAGACAUCCACAACAAGAGCUGCGGUCGACUCUCAUUCGAGGAACUGUAUCGAGCUGCCUACAAGAUUGUCCUGAAAAAGAAGGGCGAUGUUCUCUACGAGCGAGUCAAGCAGUUUGAGGAGCAGUGGUUCGCAGAGCAUGUUAUUCCAAAGAUUGAGGUGUUGGUGACGAAGAGUUUGAUCAAUAUUGGCGUUGACAAGAACUUGGUGAGCUCUGUAAACGAACGCCGCCAAACUGGCGAGAAGUUUCUCAAGGGACUGCGGGAUACGUGGGAAGAUCACAACAUGUCUAUGAACAUGACGGCCGAUAUCCUCAUGUACUUGGAUCGAGGGUACACGCAGCAGGAGCCAAAUCGAGUGCCAAUUUUUGCAACGACAAUAGCGCUGUUCCGAGACCAUAUCCUGCGAUCUUGUCUCAACACGAAUUCGACCAACUUUGUCAUCGAUAUUCUCAUUUCAGUCAUGAUGGAUCAGAUCGACAUGGAGCGAGAAGGUGAUGUUAUCGACAGAAAUCUGAUACGCAGUUGCAGUCGUAUGCUGAGUUGUCUUUAUGAGACUGAGGAUGAAAACGAAAGCAACAAGCUUUAUCUCACGGUAUUUGAGCCUCGAUUUCUGAGCAACAGCGAGUCAUAUUAUGCCGCAGAGUGUCAGCGGCUACUGCGAGAAUCCGACGCCAGCACUUGGCUGCGGCACACCCAGAGACGCCUGCAUGAGGAGGUGGACAGGUGCGGCACAACGAUAGAGUUGGAAACCUUACCAAAGGUGUCGGAUGUGAUUGAGCAACAGCUCAUUGUCAAGCACUUGGCCGAAUUCCUUGCCAUGGAAGGCAGUGGGCUCAAGUGGAUGAUUGAUAAUGACAAGAUUGAGGACUUGUCGAUCCUAUACAAGUUAAUUUCCAGGGUAGACGACAAAAAGACGUCACUCCGUGACAUUUUACAAAAACGAGUCGUUGAACUUGGCCUCGAGAUCGAAACUGUCCUAAGAAACACCGAUUUUUCAAUAGCCCAGCCUGAAGGAGAAGAGCCUGCUGAGGGGGAAAAGGCCAAGGUGCUCAACCCAGCGGCGCAGCAAACGGCGGCGGCUAUCAAAUGGGUGGACGAUGUUCUGCGUCUUAAGGACAAAUUUGACAACUUGUUGACACAGUGUUUCCAGGAGGAUCUGGUUAUCCAAACGUCUCUGACAAAGAGCUUCUCCGAUUUCAUCAAUAUGUUUGCCCGAAGCUCCGAAUAUGUCUCAUUAUUCAUCGAUGACAACCUGAAGAGGGGCAUCAGAGGCAAGACGGAGGCUGAAGUGGAUGUCGUACUGGAAAAGGCUAUUGUCCUCAUUCGAUACUUGCUUGAUAGAGACUUGUUUCAGACGUACUAUCAAAGGCACUUGGCUCGCAGAUUGCUUCACGGCAAAUCUGAAAGCCAUGACGUGGAGAAACAAAUCAUUUCUCGCAUGAAACAAGAGCUGGGACAGCAGUUCACCAGCAAAUUCGAGGGCAUGUUCCGCGAUCUCGUAACGUCGUCAGAACUCACAACAACAUACCGCGAUCAUAUUCGCAACGUUAGUGGUGGAGAAAAGGUCAUCGAUUUGAAUGUCAGCGUUCUCACAACCAACUAUUGGCCACAGGAAGUCAUGGGCCGCCCAGUCUCUAUUGGCGAAGGAUCUCGCAUCACCUGCAACUACCCUCACGAUGUUCAGAGAAUGCUGGCCAGCUUUGAGCAAUUCUACCUUAGCAACAGAAAUGGGAGGAAGCUCACAUGGGUGGGCACCACUGGAAGUGCGGAUGUCAAGUGCACGUUUCCAGCAAUUCCAGGCAAAUCUGGACCCCUGGCCAAAGAGAGGAGAUACGAGAUUAAUGUGCCGACGUUUGCCAUGGUCGUGUUGAUGCUCUUUAAUGAUCUAGGAGAUGGCGAGAGUCUUUCCUUUGAAGAGAUCCAGGCCAAAACCAACAUCGCGACGCAAGAUCUGAUGAGGACACUGACAGCCAUAGCCGUUGCACCAAAAUCUCGUGUCCUACUGAAAGAUCCUCUCACCAAGUCGGUCAAGUCUGGCGACAGGUUCGCGUUCAACUCCAGCUUCCAAAGCAAGACUGUGCGCAUUAAGGCGCCGAUUAUCAAUGCGGUGUCCAAGGUAGAGGAUACACAGGAGAGAAAGACUACGGAAGAAAAGAACAACCAGACGAGAAGUCACAUUGUGGAUGCCGCCAUUGUGAGAAUAAUGAAGUCUCGAAAGGAGCUCAGCCACUCUCAACUGGUCAGCGAAGUUUUGUCCCAGCUUGUUGGUCGAUUCAAACCCGAGGUUUCUCUCAUCAAGAAGCGGAUUGAGGAUUUGAUUGUGCGAGAGUACCUGGAGCGACCGGACGAGGAAGACGCGCCAUCGAUGUACCGCUACGUGGCGUAA
Molecule: messenger RNA, 2520 nt
Organism: Pochonia chlamydosporia 170
Lineage: Eukaryota; Fungi; Ascomycota; Sordariomycetes; Hypocreales; Clavicipitaceae
Product: SCF ubiquitin ligase subunit CulC
Exons: 3
Coding region: 1-2520 (839 amino acids)
Biological process (GO): ubiquitin-dependent protein catabolic process; protein ubiquitination
Cellular component (GO): Cul3-RING ubiquitin ligase complex
Molecular function (GO): ubiquitin protein ligase binding
Source: RefSeq, a predicted model, not a curated record